Camelina sativa (false flax) is the source of this 771-nucleotide messenger RNA. The record is from RefSeq and is a predicted model, not a curated record. Lineage: Eukaryota; Viridiplantae; Streptophyta; Magnoliopsida; Brassicales; Brassicaceae.
UUCUUCAAAAGUAUGGAUCAAGGCGGAGAGAAUUCUCGGAUUCCCGAUGAUGAUGCUGACAGUUCUUUUCGCUUCCAAAGGCUUUUGUUUGAAGACGACUGGCAACUAUGGGACACUUACCCUACUGUCGUUGACGCUUGUGCCACAUCACCAGCUCCAACGGCUGAGAUGAACCAUGAUAGCCCUACUAUCGACGCUACUGCCACAUCACCAGAUCCAACGGCUGAGAUGAACCAUGACCAUGAUAGCCUGACAGUAGACUCCCCCCUCCUCGUCCAAGAUCAAGAAUCCAUCAGCCAGUGGCUCCAGUCAUCAUCGAGCAGUGAGGAAUCUGAAACAGCAUCGCAAGAAUAUUAUGUAGAUGUAUCCUCUCCUCAAGUCAUCCUCGCGAUCCCGUCCGAGGAACAAUUGAUGAAUGUCACCGAACAUGUAGGAGAAGAAGUCAACACUGGGCUAACCGUUGAAGUCAUUGAUGAGAACCUAAGAAGAAGGACAUAUGAAAACAGCAAUGAUGAAACGGAGCCAUGUGUGAUCUGUCAGCACAAGUUGAAGAACGGUGAAGAAGCUGCGAAACUGGAAUGUGAGCAUGACUUUCACUUCGAGUGCAUCAAGAGCUGGCUAAUGGUCAAGAACAAAUGUCCCCUUUGCAACCAGACAGUUGUUUAAAUGUUUUAUGAGGGUAGAAAUAUGUCAAGUUUGGAUUUUGACUUGAUUUCAGACUACCAUUGCUUUUGGUUUUAUAUCCAUUGCUUUUCCCUUCGGAUGCUAAUG